CGUUUAAUCAACAACGAAAACAACAACAACGCAGACAACACUAAAGUAGAAACAACCAUGGAAGAACAGUUUUCUGAUGAUAGUUCUGAAAACCUACAAACCACUGUUGAAACUGUGUGCUUGGUUACUGAGGGGACUUCCCCUAAACCAGGAAUAUACGAAGGGGAGAUUUUAAGUGCCAGGGACAGCAUGCCAAAAAUGUCACUUCUGGAGAUUUUAUUGGCUGUUGAUUCUGCAUUAACAGAGAAAGAGCUUUGGUCCUUAUGUGAACAAGCUAUACUCGCUUUAAAUACAAGGAAGAACAACCCAGUUAGGUACAUCUCAUUAGAAACCACAUUCCUAAGGAAAGAUGGUCUGGUCUCAUUUUCUGAGGACAGCGCUGAUGUCACUGCAGUGGAUAGCAUCUAUCUAGCACCAGAACUUUCAGAACCAGACACCAAAGCAACAAUCAAAUCCUCGAUUUUUGGGUUGUCAGUCUCCUUAUGGUCAGCAGCAGAUUACAAAAUGUCGGACGAUCAGGCACCUUGUUUUAUCGGAACAAUUUGAAUCAUUACUCGUCGCAAUGUCAAGUGAUGACUCGGCAAAAAGAGCUGAUUUACCCGAUGUUAUAAAGAUGUGUGAGGCAUUCCACUCCAGCGCACAUUGCAACUCGCUCGAAGUUUGUUCCUCAUUGUGCGCUGAAGCACGAGAUGUACGACACGGAUCGAAACGUAAGAUCAACUCCCAGAUGCUCCUCCAUGUCCUCCAGGAGGAGGAGCAAAAAGUGAGGAGCAGUUUUAGGAGCAACGUGGUUCCUGAGAUCAACACUUGGAGUUUUGUUUUAAAACCGGCAUCAGAAAGAUCCUUAUCCCCGAAGAAAGAAGUUGACCCCACACCCCAUGAAGAACUUAUGAGAAGCAUUCAAGAGGGCAAGAAGCUACGUACGAGCCCUAAACCAAAGAUAUUUAGCAUACGUGAGAUAUUCGAACACGAUCCGGAACAAUUAAGGAAACUGAACAUCUUGCCUGGACAAAGGAAGAGAAAUAUUAAAGCAAUGCAAAUGGCAUUGCGUCGCCAACAACCCCGUGACCCCACCUCACCCCCAAGAAGCGGGGUUGCUACAGCGCCUCGAGCUCUUAGAGCUGAAAUCCGGGAUUCCCCCUCACCCCGUGCUGACACACCCGAGAAUUGCAGCGUGGUUUUAAGGUGGUUUCCAUCGAAAAUCUUCGACAAACAUGGGGUGGAAAUGGACAACGACAAAAUUUUGGGAUAUCGCAUCUAUGUAAACGGUCAACCAAAGGGCAUGGUAGCUGGUAGCAAGUCCAGGGCUUUGUUGGAUGGAUUGAGACGUGCAUGCGAAUACAGGAUUCAAGUACGUGCUGUGUCAGCACUCGGAGAAUCUGAACCUUCUAAUACAGUGAUUGCUUAUAUCACUAAGUCUGGGAAUGGUACAGAAACACCAUCGCCAAAGAAACCAGAAAAAGUCCAAACUGAUACCAUGUUAGCAUCACCAAAAUUAUCACCACCCAAAAACCCAACAACUCAAAAAGAAAUGAAAAGUGUUGCCGUUCCAAAACCUCCCCUGACCAUUGGUGCUGUGUUCCCUUCAAACCAGGCAACACUGGAAGCAUCAAAGCUGCAUACAUCAAAAACUUUAAUACCACCAGCUGAACCAGCUCUUUCUACAUCUGGAGAUAGUUGGACAACUGCUACCUCUCCUGGUAGAACUGGAGACGUUAGCGCUAGAAAAGCCCCAAAAGCAGUUACUUCUGGUGAAGAUAUAGUAGAGCGUGUUUUACGACGAUACGGUAUUCAAAAAGCCUCGACACUCCCCCCUUUACCACGACAACAGAGUACUAUAGCUCCAUCUGAUGGCCAAACUGGGGAUGGAGACUCUAGCGCCACCAUGCAGGCAGAUUCUUCGUCAAAUGCAAGUGGGGAAAAUAUCACUCCGAGGUCCAAAGCACUUCUUGAUCAGCUAAAAGAUGAGUUGCUACAGUGAGAUUACAAAUGGGCCAAUUAUGGGGAAAAGCCUUCUAUUUUGGGGCCAAAUAUGGCGGCAAAAGGUUUAAUUUUUGGGCAAAUUAUGGCAGAAAGGGCUUUAAGUUUUUACUUGCAAUGCCUUUGAGUAUAUUUUGACUCUAACUCUUUUAAUAAAACUAUUUUUAUAUUCUUUUUGGCCUACUGGUAUCAAAAUGUAAAAUUUUGUUCCAAUGUUUCCUCUGCUGUUCUAGUUCUUGCUAAAUGGCAGAUGAAACUUUAAAAUAAAGUUACGUUUUUUCAUAGAGAAUCUAAAAAAUAUCACUAUGAGUGGCAGCAGAGGUAUAAUUGGAAUUUUCGGGUUUUUGAUGGUAAAACUUUAAAUCUAGCCACAUAAACAUGACAAAGCUAAUUCAAAAUGAUUAAGAAAUUCAUGAAAGUAAAGACGUCCGCUAUUGUAGCCAUAAAACUUUUGUCUUCAUUUUUUUGAGUAGUUUUACUUAUAAGUUAUAAAUUAUAUGUUUCUUCACAUUUUAAAUGCUGAAAUAUUUUUUUGCCGGUGCACAAAAUAAUUACAUUUUUUGGCGUUUAAAUUUGCAUUUAUCCAUUUUCGAUUAAAACAACUUUUGCUAGUAUGCCACUUACAGUAUAAAAAAAAGUUAAAUGGUAUUUAUUUUCCUUUAAAUACAUCCGUUUUCUUGCACAUCCUAUAUCUACUAACACAUGGUUUUUAGUUUAACUAACUUUUGUCAUUUCAUCCUUAAUUUUGUUUUUUCGUAGAAAUUUAGGCUUUUUCGAAAAAAGGAAAACAUUUUGCUAUUUUGUUUCGCCCACACUGUAUUCUGUUUUUAAAAUAUAUUUUCAAUGCUAGAUAUAUUAUAAAAAAAACACAUUUUAAA
Ciona intestinalis (vase tunicate) is the source of this 2858-nucleotide messenger RNA. The record is from RefSeq and is a predicted model, not a curated record. Lineage: Eukaryota; Metazoa; Chordata; Ascidiacea; Phlebobranchia; Cionidae.